Brugia malayi is the source of this 1290-nucleotide messenger RNA. RefSeq names its product RIKEN cDNA 4930579A11, putative (gene Bma-epg-3). The transcript has 11 exons. The record is from RefSeq and is a predicted model, not a curated record. NCBI's taxonomy places the organism in Eukaryota, Metazoa, Nematoda, Chromadorea, Rhabditida, Onchocercidae. The coding region runs from base 1 to 1290 and encodes 429 amino acids.
AUGGGCAAAAAAAAGCGAAGUUAUACGCAAAAUACGGAGGAAGUUUCAUCAGUACCAUCCGUGAGCGCUUCGCCACUCGUUAGACAAGUUACAUUUGAUGAAUCUUCAAAAGAACCCAGUGACUAUUACAUGGAACCGAGUGGUAGAGGUUUAAUAACAAGUCCAUCUGUUGGAACAUUAAACAGAUUAGAACGGCAGAAAAUUGUUCUCUGGAAAAGGCCUAUUCAAACACUUCACUAUGCUCUUCGUGAACUUUUACAGCUAUUGGUCGAGUUCAUCGUUUACUUAUGGUUCCACAAAGCUCGUAUAUUGUUCGUUUUGUUAUUGUGUGCGGUUGGGACAUAUAUUUGUCAUGUUCCUGGCGUUCAUCAAAAAUACAUUCAAAGUUGGAAAGUGAAGUCAUUACAAUGUUUGUAUUGGAUAGGUUUGGGUGUACUGUCAUCUAUUGGGCUUGGAACUGGUCUCCAUACAUUUAUAUUGUACCUUGGGCCACAUAUAGCUUCAGUCACAAUGGCAGCUUAUGAAUGUAAUUCACUGGAUUUUCCUGAACCACCAUAUCCGGAAAGAAUUUCAUGUCCCAAUGUGGAAGGUGUCAUGGAAGCGGCAGUAGUGACAAUGUGGUCGAUAAUGUCAAAAGUACGCGUCGAAGCACUUAUGUGGGGUGCUGGUACGGCACUAGGUGAAUUACCACCUUACUUUAUGGCGAAGGCAGCACGAAUCUCUGGUGAAGAGCCAGAUGAUGAAGAAUACAGAGAAUUUUUAGCUUACAUUAAUCAAAGUGGACCCAAAGCACCCACAUUUGCUGAGAAGUGUAAAGGACUAAUGGAGAAAGCAGUUACUAAACUUGGGUUCUUCGGCAUUCUUUCUUUUGCUUCAAUUCCGAAUCCAUUUUUCGAUUUAGCUGGUAUAACAUGCGGACAUUUCCUGGUUCCUUUUUGGAAGUUUUUUUUAGCAACUCUUAUUGGAAAAGCUGUUUUCAAAAUGCACCUUCAGAUGUUUUUGGUAGUGCUGGCUUUCAGUGAAAACACAGUGGAGCAUCUUAUAGUUCACUUAAAAUCGGUUCCGGUAUUUGGCAUACGCCUUCACCAGAAAUUGAUGGAGUAUUUAGCGUUUCAGAAAAUUAAGCUCCAUAAAAGUGGGGCUGCGCAUGUUGAGGACAGUACCAUGCUUCAGAAGGGUGCUUCAUUCAUUGUUACCUCCAUGAUAGUCUGGUUUUUACUUUCCAUAAUCAAUUCGUUAGCACAGAAUUGGCAUAAACGACUUUGUAAUGCAAAAAAGAAGACAUGUUGA